Messenger RNA from Drosophila navojoa, 2169 nucleotides. Its product is annotated as L-asparaginase. NCBI's taxonomy places the organism in Eukaryota, Metazoa, Arthropoda, Insecta, Diptera, Drosophilidae. Gene Ontology annotation, molecular function: asparaginase activity; protein binding. Gene Ontology annotation, biological process: amino acid metabolic process. The record is from RefSeq and is a predicted model, not a curated record.
ACGUCGAACACUUCGCAGUGAAUAGUCAUCGAAUUCCCAAUAAUUGUUUAUUCGAGCGGGCAAUCUUUUGACAUUGAUAAUGUGCUCCAACGGCGACGCGACCGAUGCCCACCUACAGGCCCGAGCGCCAGCAAUCGACAUAAAGCAGAAGCCCAGCGAGACGGUGCCCCCAUCACCCACAAUGCAGCCGCUGACAAUGCGUCGCAACGUGAGCGGCGACAGCCUGCUGAUUCCGUCCGCCUCGAAGGAAGCGCGCGUUCGCGUUAUCUAUACGGGCGGCACCAUCGGAAUGAUGCGCAACGAACGGCAUGUCUUGGCGCCCAUUCCGAAUGCUUUGGUUCGACUGAUUCGCAAAUAUCCGAAUAUUCACGAUGAGGAUUAUGCGCAGCGACACUUUGGCGCCUCCUUGGGCGCCUCCUUAGGGCCGCUGGUGCUGCCGUACGUGCAGGGCGAGGCGAGGAGAAUCGUCUACCAGGUGACGGAAUAUUCGCCGCUGCUCGACUCCAGCAACAUGACCAUGGAUGAUUGGGCGCGCAUUGCCAAGGAUAUUUACCAAUCGUACGAGUUCUUCGAUGGCUUCGUGGUGCUCCACGGCACAGACACGCUCUCGUACACGGCCUCGGCUCUGUCGUUCAUGCUGGAGAACCUGGGCAAGACGGUGAUCAUAACGGGCAGCCAGCUGCCGAUCUUCGAGACCCGAACGGAUGGCAAGGAUAACUUCACCUCGGCGCUGAUCAUUGCCGGCAACUAUGUGAUACCGGAGGUGUGCAUCUUCUUUGGGAACAAGCUGCUGCGCGGCAAUCGCACUGUGAAGGUCAGCUCCAACUCGCUGGACGCGUUCGAUUCACCCAAUGUGCCGCCGUUGGCGCAGAUCGGCAUCAAUGUGAACGUGGACUAUCGCCUGAUCUUCCGGCCGUGCACCGUCGAGCGCUUCUGCGUGCACUCGCAGCUGGACGUGAAUGUCGGCUUGUUGCGCAUCUUUCCCAGCAUUUCGCUGGCCACGUUUCGCGCCUUCUUGGCGCCGCCGAUGCGCGGCGUGGUGCUGCAGUCCUUUGGCUCCGGCAAUGUACCAUCGAAUCGCAAGGAUCUGAUCGACGAGCUGAAAGCGGCCGCCGCUCGCGGCGUCAUCAUCAUCAACUGCACCCAGUGUCCAAAUGGCUCGGUUGCCGAGAUCUAUGAUACCGGCAAGGUGCUGUUCGAUGUGGGCGUCAUACCCGGAUACGAUAUGACACCAGAGGCGGCGCUCACCAAGCUGGCCUACGUGAUUGGCAAGUCCGAGUGGUCGCUCGAGGUGAAGAAGCAGAUGAUGCAGACGAAUCUGCGCGGCGAGCUGACUUCCAUGGGCGCGCACUCAAUGAAGGACUACGACCUGGUCGAUGCAGUGGCUCGUUCGCUGCAUCUGUCGUCGCCGCAGGAGCUCGAUCAAUUGGGCAACACGCUCUUCCCGGCCAUGAUCAAUGCCGCCGUCAUGGAGGGUGACAUCAAGAAACUGACGAGCCUGAAAGCCUAUGGCGCCAAUCUCUCUGGCACCAAUCAUGACCAGCGCACGGCGCUCCAUCUGGCAUGCCAGCUGGGCGACGUGGCCGUAGUGCAGUUCCUGUUGCAGAACGGCGUCUCGGUGCACGAGCGGGAUCUGUGCGAGCGCACGGCCUUGCAUGAAGCCAUCUCGGCGGACAAUGCAGAGAUCAUUCAGUUGCUCAUCAAUUGUGGCGCCCACUUGACUGGAUCCUCGCGUGCCAUGGGCGAGCAGCUGUGCGCCGCUGCAGCUCGUGGUGCACUGCGUCGCCUGCAAUCCUAUCAGCGAGCCGGCGCCGAUUUAAGUUUGCCGGAUCCCUCGGGACGCACAGCAUUGCAUGUGGCUGCUCUCCAUGGCAAUGUGAGAGUGGUGAAGUACCUUCUGGAAAAUACGGAGAAAGCUGAGUUAAAGGAUUUGAUUGGGCUGACGCCGUUGGACUAUGCCACACGUGGCGGCCAUGCAGAGGUUGUGCGUCUGCUAAAGCCCGACGAGGCAGAGACGGUGUCGGAGCCGGAUACUUAACAGUGUGUUCUUCCUGCUGCUGCUGCUGCUGCUGCUGCUCAUGGUUAUUACUUAAAGUUUCUUCAAUCACAUCUGUGUAUGUAUGUAUGCACGUACACAUAUAACUAAAUCGCUUGUAUUGCGCGCACCUA